Molecule: messenger RNA, 1680 nt
Organism: Vitis riparia (riverbank grape)
Lineage: Eukaryota; Viridiplantae; Streptophyta; Magnoliopsida; Vitales; Vitaceae
Product: transcription factor BIM2
Exons: 8
Coding region: 163-1158 (331 amino acids)
Biological process (GO): DNA-templated transcription
Molecular function (GO): protein dimerization activity; DNA-binding transcription factor activity
Source: RefSeq, a predicted model, not a curated record
GUGGAGGUUGCACUGCUCCCUUGUGAGUUGAGACAGAAAGGAAGAGAUAGGAUGAGAAGGAUGAAGAGUGGGAAAGUAAAGGGAGAGAGGAGUUAGUGAAGAAGAAUACAAGGCAGCAGAAAGCGCUCUCUAGGACCAUCGUUUUCCGCCCCCGUUAAUCAGAUGAAACAAGACAAGGGUCACCGGGAAGAGGAAGAGGAAGAAGAAGAAGAAGAAGAAGAAGAGUUGAGCAUGAAGAAAGAGGGUCCUCCCACCAAGAAAGAUGGGAAAAACCAUGACAAGGCUAAUGCCAUGCGAUCAAAACAUUCCGUCACAGAGCAGCGCCGAAGGAGCAAGAUUAAUGAGAGAUUUCAGAUAUUGAGAGAUCUCAUACCCCAUAGUGAUCAAAAGAGGGAUACAGCAUCAUUCCUAUUAGAGGUUAUUGAGUAUGUUCAAUAUUUACAGGAAAAGGUACAAAAGUAUGAAGGGUCAUACCAAGGAUUGACUCCAGAGCCCACAAAGUUAAUGCCGUGGAGAAACAGUCACUGGCGUGUUCAAAGUUUUGUUGGUCACCCUCAAGCCAUAAAUAAUGGUUCUGGUCCUGGCUCGGCAUUUUCUGGGAAGUUUGAUGAGAAUAACAUCAAUAUUACUUCAACCAUGCUUGUGAAGGCACAGAAUCCAGUAGAAUCUGACCUUAGCAGGGAUGCCACCUGCAAAGCAGUGGAUCACCAAUCUGAGUUUAACAAGGCAAUCGUCAUGCCCAUAUCUUUACAGUCAAACAUGUCUGCUCCUGUCCAAAGUGAGGGUGGGCUUGUGCAUCCUCUUCAGGGACCAGUUUCUGAUGCACAAUCGGCUGACUGCCCCAUCACUAGUGAGACACUUAGUAAAAAAGAGGAGCUAAUGAUAGAAGGAGGCACAAUUAGCAUCUCAAGUGCUUAUUCUCAGGGGCUAUUAAAUACUCUGACACAAGCACUGCAGAGUUCUGGUGUGGAUCUGUCACAGGCCAGUAUCUCAGUACAGAUUGAUCUUGGAAAGCGGGCAAAUAGAGGACUGCCGUCGGGGACUUCCAUUGCUAAGGAUCAUGAGAACCCCCCUCCUAGCAAUCAUAUAAUUGCACAUCAUAGGGAUGCAAGCAGUGCCGAGGACUCGGAUCAAUCACAAAAGAGACUGAAGACAUAAAACUAGUACGCCAUGCCUAAGUCUCUACUUUCACUUUUUUUUUCCUCCGUUUAUUUUCAAGUUAUCUUCCUUUUUCUACUGGGAUAUACACGUAUUAUUCCUGCUUCACCAACUAAUUUUCUGUACAUGCUAUACUUGUUGUUUUGUUGAUCUUUCGUGCUAUUCAUGGGAUUGUAUUAAGAGAUGUUCCUUUCUUGCAGUUGCAUUUUAGAUUUUUGUUCAGUGGCUGCCAUUGUCUGUAAUUAGGUUGUCUAAAAAAACUGAUGCUGAUGAAAUAGUAGAAAGCAGCAGCUUUAAGCUUGUGUCCCUUGUAUUUUAAUGCCACUAAUGAGAGUUGCUUAUCAUUCUGAACAUGUUUUAUUGAUGUGUGGCCAAGCAUCUUUCAACAUUUCUACGAAGUACACUCUUAUUUAAAUAAAUGUGGGAACCACGGUUUGGUGGUUGAAGCUGAUGAGAAGCAUCUGUAUUUGGACCGAGAACAGGUUAAGACAUGUCAAAACUAGAGUUGAAUUCCUGCUUUCC